UCACUCACCACAACCAUUACCUUUGAAUCUACCUUGUCAAGAUCUACUCGAUGAAGGAAGAAGUAAAGAGUACCUAGAAAUCUGUUUUCCUCUCUAUGAAGCAUCGAUGAAAGGUAACUGGAAAGCUGCUAAAGACAUUUUCGAGAAACAUGAAGAGCUUGUACGGUUUAGCAUCAAUAGAAACUGUGAAACAACACUUCACGUUGCAGCAUAUGAAGGAAACACCUUGUUCGUGAAAAACCUGGUGACUUUGAUGGAAAAUAAGGAUAUGGAGCUUCAGAAUAGCAGUUCCAACACUGCUCUAUGUUUAGCAGCUGUAGCUGGACAUGUGGAAAUGGCUGAAAUUAUGGUGACCAAGAAUAAGACCCUGUUGGAUAUUGCUGGUAGCGAAGGAAAGAUGCCACUUUAUAUGGCGGCUUUAUCUGGAAGGCAUGAUAUGGUGAAGUAUCUGUAUGAAAAUUCUGAAAGAAUGACCGGUGGGUUUUGGACACAUGAGAGUCGGGGUUGUGUUCUUUUAUCAUGUGUUGAGGCCGAGCUAUUUGAUGUCGCACUACAAAUAGUGAAUGAUCGCCCAGAACUUGCUGUAAGUGGAGGGAUUGUACUCGGUGUUCUGGCUCGUAAGCCUCAUGCAUUUAUGAACAAGCGUACUUUCAUUGAGAAAUUGACGAAUAAAUAUAAGCGACUCAUAGAUGAGGAAAAUCAAGCACUGAAGUUGCUUCGAAUCAUUUGGGCACACAUUGUGAAAUUGCCCAAGGCUAAAAUUGAUGACAUACUAAGAGGGCCUGCUGACCCAAUCAUGGAAGAUGAUAAGCUAACUCAAAAAUAUUCCUCCAGAAUAUUAUUUGUAGCUGCAGGAAUGGGCAACACCGCAUUUAUAGUGGAGCUAAUUCGUCAAUAUCCUGAGCGAGUACUCGAGCUAGAUGAUAAUAACCAAACUAUAUUUCAUGUUGCUAUCUCACAUCGUCAUUUCAGCAUCUACUCGUUAUUGUAUGAGAUAGGCUCCAUCAAGGAUUCUGUAAUUAAUCUUGAAGACGGAAAAGGAAAUAAUAUGUUGCAUUUAGUAGGGAUCCUUGAGGAGACAACAAUGAUCAUGAGUAAUCAACUUCAAAACAUUUCUGGAGCAGUUCUACAAAUGCGACAAGAACUCGUAUGGUUCGAGCUACAUCUUUCUGAAGUAAAGGCUAUACUCCCUCCUUCACUUCGAGAAAAGAAGAACACAGCCGGUCUAUCACCCCAUGAAUUGUUCACCGAGAAUCAUAAAGGUCUAGUUUCCAAAGCACUUAUUGUGACCGUAUCUUUCGCGGCUGCUAUAACGUUUGUAGGUGGAUACAACCAAGAUAAUGAUUACAUCACUGUCUCCUCCAUUGCUCACUGUCGCCGUCGCCCUUCGUCUUCGUUGCCACCGCCGUCGCCCUUCGUCUCCGUUGCUCACCGUCGCCCUUCGUUUCCGCUGCUCACCGUCGCCGUCGCCCUUCGUCUCCGUUGCCACCGCCGUCACCCUUCGUCUUUGUUGCUCACCGUCGCCGUCGCCCUUCGACUCCGUCGCCCUUCGUCUCCGUCGCCCAUCGUCAAUAGGUAA
Messenger RNA from Cynara cardunculus var. scolymus (artichoke), 1579 nucleotides. RefSeq lists its product as uncharacterized. The record is from RefSeq and is a predicted model, not a curated record. The transcript is spliced from 7 exons. NCBI's taxonomy places the organism in Eukaryota, Viridiplantae, Streptophyta, Magnoliopsida, Asterales, Asteraceae. Gene Ontology annotation, molecular function: protein binding. Bases 107 to 1579 code for a protein of 490 amino acids.